Messenger RNA from Terrapene triunguis (Three-toed box turtle), 1804 nucleotides. RefSeq names its product trichoplein keratin filament binding (gene TCHP). The record is from RefSeq and is a predicted model, not a curated record. The transcript has 12 exons. Gene Ontology annotation, cellular component: keratin filament. Gene Ontology annotation, biological process: apoptotic process. NCBI's taxonomy places the organism in Eukaryota, Metazoa, Chordata, Testudines, Emydidae. Bases 266 to 1765 code for a protein of 499 amino acids.
GUUUCCCCGGCGGGCGCCGCUCGGAGCGAGUCCUCCCUUCACCCGGUGCCGCCCCGCGGGCUCUGUCGGUAAAGGCCCCUUGGGGGCAGCCCAGCAGCGCCUCGGGCCCCGCAGCCGGUGGCUGCAUCUCGCCCGGGGGCACGAGCGGGGGGCGGGGCUGUCCCCUGCCCGGCCUCCCCUCGCCCACCCCCGGGAGUGCGGGGCCUGCCCGGGCCGACCCUCGGAGGCUGAGGCGCGGUGACCCCGCCGCGCUCGUGCUGGGCCGAUGGCGUUGCCGACGCUGCCCGCCCGCUGGCCCAGCCGGAGCAGAGCCCUGGAGAAGCAGAUCGUGCGGCAGCGGGACCAGGAGGCCCGUUGGCGGCAGCAGUGGGAGCGGAACAGCCGCUAUUUCAAACAGUCCGGAGUCUGCAGCUCCAAACAGAGCCAGUGGAGCUCGCGCCGCUCCUAUCAGCAGAGCAUGAAUGCAUAUCACUGUGAGAAAAUGAAAGAGGAGAAAAAAAUCAGCUUGGAGCACAGACGAGAACAACUUAGGAAACUUUUGUAUGAGGAGCGAGAAUUGCUAACAGCGGAACUCAGGGAGCUGAGACUGAACGAGGAGUCCGAGCUGAACAAGAUCAGAGAGAGAAGUGAAGAUUUGAAAUCUGCUAGAGAAGAGCGUCGGAAAAAGGUUGCUGAAGAGCUGCUGUAUGAACACUGGAAGAAGAACAAUACCAAACUCCGAGAGAUUGAGUCAGAGCUCCACAAGAAGCAUGUGAUAGACGUUUGGGGCGAUCAGCUCACAGAAAAGAAGCAGCAAGAAGCAACUGAAAGAGAAGAAAAAAGACGGUAUGAAAAUGAAUAUGAACUUGCCCGAAGGGAAGCACUGGAAAGAAUGAAACAAGAGGAAGAAAAGAGGCGGCUGGAAGAGAAGAAACGAGCUGAGGUGUUACUGCAACAAAUGGAAGAACUGAAGUUCCGGGAGAUGGAGGCAACAAAACUGAAGAAAGAGCAAGAGAAUUUACUAAAACAGCAAUGGGAGCUGGAGGAGCUGGAAGAAGAGAGGAAGCAAAUGGAAGCAUGCAGGAAAAAGUUGGAGCUUGGUCGCUUUUUGAGACAUCAGUAUAAUGCCCAACUAAAGAGACGUGCACAGCAGAUACAACAGGAGCUGGAGAUGGACAGGCAAAUACUAUUAGCCCUUCUAGAGAAGGAAGAUGAGGAUCAACGCCUCCACUCUGCUAGACGGGAGCGGGCUGCUGCAGAUGCUGCCUGGAUGAAACAUGUAAUUGAGGAGCAGCUCCAGUUAGAAAAGGCCCGAGAGGCAGAACUGGAGACCAUUUUUAGGGAAGAAGCUAAACAAGUGUGGGAAAAAAGAGAAGAAGAAUGGGAGAGAGAGAGGAAGGCCAGAGACAGACUGAUGAAUGAGGUCCUUGCAGGCCGACUGUGUCAGAUCCAAGAGAAGAUGGAGCUAAAUCGACACGCCCAGGAGGAAUGUGUAAAAUACCGGGAACAACUGAUUAGAGAGCUUGAGGAGGCCAAAGAGCUAACUCGUCGAGAGAGAGAGGAAGAGGAGGAACUAAAAACCGCUCGCAAACAAGAGCUGGAGUCCCAGCUUACAGAGCGUCACCUGCAAGCGCAGGAAGCGUUACAGCGCCAGAAGGAGGAGGAGGAGGAAGCAAGGCUGGCAGAGCAGCACUGUGAGGAGUUAGUGCGGCAAGAGGCCAAGCGCAUGACUGAGCGGGGCUAUCCCAGUAAGCCCCGUGGUCGUCCAAAAACAGCUUGGACCUGAGAAGGGUUGCCCUUAAGUUCUGAGGUGUGAGCAUCAUAG